Molecule: messenger RNA, 4095 nt
Organism: Oppia nitens
Lineage: Eukaryota; Metazoa; Arthropoda; Arachnida; Sarcoptiformes; Oppiidae
Gene: ATP8B
Product: phospholipid-transporting ATPase ID-like
Exons: 18
Coding region: 399-4091 (1230 amino acids)
Biological process (GO): phospholipid translocation; Golgi organization
Cellular component (GO): plasma membrane
Molecular function (GO): magnesium ion binding; ATP hydrolysis activity; ATP binding
Source: RefSeq, a predicted model, not a curated record
AGUUAGAGAGUUUGUCAAAACAGGUAUAUGUGAGAUACUUUCACCAAUUGAGACUCAUAUAGACAUACAUAUCAUACCUGUCACAAGUUAGACCUACUUUUGCGGUCAAUAAUAUAAUUAUUAGUUAAUAUAUCAGUCCAUUAUUUUCAAAGUAUCAAAAAUACAACAAAUUUGUAUUUUUUGUGAUUUAUUAAACUAACUAACUUUGUCAUCAAUUUUAUGCCGUCCUUUAAUUGCUAUCACAUCGAAAACAUCACGUUUACAACAUAUUCAACAAUUAAUGGUAUGGUAUCACUGAUUAAGACACUUAUUGAACAUUACUUUAAUUGAUUCAUGAUAUAUGUUGACUAUUGAAUGGGUGUCCGUAAAGUGACCACAAAUAUCUCACCAAUCCUUCAAUGGCUUUCAAGCAUAAGGAGAAACAGAGAGAAACUGAAAGAAGAAUCCGAGCAAAUGAUCCCAUUUUCAACUCUAAAUUCAAUUAUGCCAAUAACUAUAUCAAGACAUCAAAAUAUAGUUUGUUAACAUUUUUGCCGCUAAAUCUGUUCGAACAGUUCCAAAGACUCGCAAAUUUUUAUUUUCUUUGUCUUCUCAUACUUCAGGUCAUUCCCUACAUAUCAUCGCUAACACCGUACGCAACUGCAGUGCCUUUAAUUGUUGUAUUGUCGCUGACGGCAAUCAAAGAUGCAAUCGAUGAUAUUCAAAGACAUAGAAGUGAUAAUCAGAUCAAUAAUCGUUUAUCAAAAGUACUCCGUAACGGAAAGUUAGUUGAGGAACGUUGGUUUAAAGUACAGGUCGGAGAUAUCGUACUUAUGGAAAAUGACAAUUUCGUUGCCGCUGAUCUUCUUAUGUUAUCCACGAGUGAACCCAAUGGUCUUUGUUAUGUAGAAACUGCAGAAUUAGACGGUGAAACAAAUUUGAAAUGCAGACAAGCUAUACCCGAAACAUCAGAACUUGGAGAUGAUUUCAGUUUAUUGUCGAAAUUCAAUGCUGAGAUGAUCUGUGAGCCGCCAAACAACAACUUAACUCGUUUUGAGGGAACUCUUCAUUGGAUUAAUGAGACGUUUUCCGUUGAUAACGACAAAAUGCUUUUGAGAGGAUGUCGAUUAAGAAAUACUAAAUGGUGUUUUGGUGUCGUUGUCUUUGCAGGCAGAGAUACCAAAUUGAUGCAAAAUAGUGGAAAAACAUUAUUUAAGAGGACAAGUCUCGAUCGAUUAUUAAAUUUAUUAAUUUUAGGGAUCGUUUUUUUCUUGAUAUCGAUGUGUCUUUUCUGUACGAUAGCGAGUGGUGUGUGGGAGACAGUGACGGGUCAAUACUUUCGAGUAUAUCUUCCGUGGGAUAUAAUAGUUCCCGAAAAUCCUAAAAGUGGUGCCGCAGUCAUAGCUGUUCUCGUUUUCUUUUCAUACGCCAUUGUCCUCAAUACAGUGGUUCCCAUAUCAUUGUAUGUUAGUGUUGAAGUGAUUCGCUUUUGUCACUCAUUAUGGAUCAAUUGGGACGAAAAAAUGUAUUAUCCAUUGACUGAUGUCGCUGCCAAAGCCAGGACUACUACACUUAAUGAAGAGUUGGGACAAAUACAAUAUGUAUUUAGUGAUAAAACAGGAACUCUUACACAAAAUAUUAUGACAUUUAACAAAUGUACCAUCAAUUCCAACCUUUACGGAGAUGUUUUAGAUGAAGUUACCGGAGAACCACUUGAGAUAACAGAAGAUAUGGUUUCAGUUGACUUCUCAGCAAAUCCCAUGUAUGAGGAAAGCUUCAAAUUUUAUGAUCAGUCACUUCUGGAUGAAAUAAAUAGUGGUAAUCAAGAAGUUUGCGAAUUCUUUCGUUUGCUCGCACUUUGCCAUACAGUUAUGUCUGAGGAAAAGGAUAACAAACUUGAAUAUCAGGCGCAGUCUCCCGACGAGGCAGCCCUUACAUCCUCAGCCAGAAACUUUGGAUUUGUUUUUAGGAAUCGGACGCCGACUAGUAUUACAAUCGAUGAAUUGGGAAAAACACAAGUUUACGAACUUUUAGCUAUUCUUGACUUUAAUAAUGUUCGCAAACGUAUGUCUGUGAUAAUCCGCAAAAAUGGCAAAAUCAUACUUUAUUGCAAAGGCGCCGAUACUGUGAUAUUCGAGAGAAUGGACACGAGUUGUGCCGAAAUCAAGUUGAAUACUGUCGACCACUUGAAUAAGUUUGCCGGUGAAGGACUCCGGACACUAUGUUUAGCUAAGAAAGAGCUCGACUCUCAAUAUUAUGAAAGUUGGAAACAAAGACUUCAUGAGGCGUCCACUUCUUUGGAUAACAGAGAAGAUAAAGUUGACGCAGUCUAUGAAGAAAUUGAACAAAAUCUUAUACUUUUGGGCGCCACAGCUAUUGAAGAUAAACUACAAGAUGGUGUUCCUCAAUGUAUUGCCAAUUUAGCCGCAGCUGGCAUUAAACUAUGGGUUUUGACUGGAGAUAAACAAGAAACGGCUAUUAAUAUAGGAUAUAGUUGCCAAUUACUAACUGAUGAAAUGGUGGAUACGUUUACGAUAGAGGGCUGGGAGUAUGAAGAUGUCGAGAAUGAACUAAAGAGAUGUCGUGAAAACAUUGCAAACGUUAUGAGUCAUACAUACGGUGCAACUGAUCUAAAUGUUGUUUCAUUUCAUGGCAAUAAUAAUUUGAACACAAAUGAUGGAAAUUUGGUUAAUAGAUAUGAGAACAGAGCCAGUGCUCCAAAUGCCAGUCCCAUUGAAGUUAAUGAAAGCGAUAGUUUUGGUGGAUUCGCUUUAGUCAUCAAUGGUCAUAGUCUUGUUCACGCACUUCAGCCAAAGAUGGAACUCCUAUUUCUAGACGUGGCCUCAAAUUGCAAAGCAGUCAUUUGUUGUCGGGUAACUCCAUUGCAAAAAGCAUUGGUUGUAGAUCUCGUUAAACGCCACAAAAAAGCCGUCACUUUGGCCAUUGGCGACGGAGCUAAUGACGUCAGUAUGAUUAAAACCGCACACAUUGGUGUUGGAAUUAGUGGACAGGAAGGUAUGCAGGCAGUGCUGUCGAGUGACUUUUCAAUAGCACAGUUCCGAUUCUUGGAGCGCCUACUGCUAGUCCACGGGCGGUGGUCUUACUUCCGAAUGUGUAAAUUCUUGAGAUAUUUCUUCUACAAGAACUUUGCGUUCACUCUCUGCCACUUUUGGUACGCAUUUUUCUGUGGUUUCUCUGCACAGACUCUUUACGAUCCGGCUUUUAUAUCAUUUUAUAAUGUAUUUUAUACAUCACUACCGGUGUUAGCACUGGGCAUCUUUGAUCAGGAUGUUGACGAUCGCAUAUCACUCCGUUAUCCAUUACUAUAUACUCCGGGCCAUUUAAAUCUAUUGUUCAACAAAAUUGAAUUCCUUAAGAGUGUCGCUCACGGAAUCGUCUCAUCAUUUGUAUUAUUUUUCAUUUCUUACGGCGCUUUUAGGAAUGCUGUCGGACCCGAAGGUAUCAAUUUAGAUGGACAUCAGAUUUUUGGGACAGUUGUCUCAACUAUUUUGGUUCUAGUCGUGACAGCACAAAUAGCAUUGGAUACAUCCUAUUGGACAGUAUUUAAUCAUAUAGUGAUUUGGGGAAGUGUUGCCUUUUAUUUUGCCCUAACUUUGUUCAUAAACAGUAACUUAAUUAGAAACCAAUACUUGGGUUGCCUUAGAAUGACUCUGAGUUCGGGACAGUUCUGGUUUACACUAUUUUUAAUAUUAGCCGUCCUUUUAGUGCCGGGAGUGGCCAAUCGUUUUUAUCACACAUCAGUUCACCCGACACUUAGUGAUCGGUGUAGAUAUAAGCAACGGAUAUCCCGUAUGAGAGCCCGACCGGAGCCACAAAUGAGACGAAGAAGUUCUAUUCGUCGAAGUCGGCGAUCUAUACGAUCGGGUUAUGCCUUCUCACACCAGGAAGGCUUCGGAAGACUUAUUAUGAGCGGUAAAAUCAUGAAAACUAAGACAAAAUCGGCGGCCAAUACCAAUGCCAACAGUCUUAACGUUCCCAUGAAAAUGGAGACAACUAUGCCUUCACCUCGAACUCAAAGAACUGGAAUCAUAAAAGGCACACCUCGUGUACAACCAUCCACUUUGAACACACCGUCAUCUAUUGAAAUAUAAUUAU